AUGUGGGAAGUGAGUGUGCCGUCGUGGGAUGAACCCAGCAGCAGCGGUGGAGCUGAUUCGGCCAAGGCCGGCGGUAAGAAGGGGCGAAGGAAGAGCGGAGGAGGUGCCGAAUCUGCGGGUGCUACAUCAGCAUCGGGAGAUGUGUUCAAGGUGGUGACGGCCUCGCUCCAGGGCGAGGCGGUUGCCGAGGUCAAGCGCGCCAUUGACGAAGCCUCAUCGAGGAGGAAGCGGCGUAGAAGCAGCCAGAUGGAGGUCGAGGCCGCCAGCCCCGCCCCUGUCACCCCCCAAGGCGACAAGAAGAAGAGCAGCGAUCGGCAGACACCAGUGAAAAAGGACCAGCACACCCCGGCAAAGAGUCCCCGCAAGCAGCCUGCAGCCAAGAAGGCCGAGAGCCCUGCGCCGGCGAACGGCAAGGCGAAGGCCAGCCCGCGCAAGGCCACCGAGGCUGCGGCCACGGCCUCGGCUGCGAGCAAUGGGUCUGACGCCGCGACGACGACGCCCAAGAAGCGCAAGCGCGGCUCCCGCGGAGGUGCCAAGAAGCCCAAGGCCGCGACCGCCGGCGGCGAGGCUGGCGAGGCGGGCAGCACGGGAGAAGGUGGUGGUGGCGACGCCGCGGCCGCGGCCUCUACCGCCACGACGCCGACCAAGCGCCCGAGAGGGCUGCGCGGCGGUGCGGCCAACAGGGCCAAGCGGGCCAAGGCGCAGGCCAAGGCCGCGGGACAGGUCGAGGCGAAGACCAGCAACACUGAAGCCGCCGGCGAAAGCGACGCGUCGGCCAAGCCGCCCAAGAAGAAGGCGAAGAAGAACGAGAAGAAGCAGAAGCAGAAGCAGGAGGGGAAGCCGCAGCCGAAGGCCGCCACGCCGACCAAGGAGAAGGCCGCCACGCCGGCGCCCAAGUCGCCCAACAAGAAGAACGCCAAGGCCGCCACGCCGAAGGCCGCCACGCCGACCAAGGCGGCCGCUGCACCGGCCGAGUCGCCCAACACCACCAAGAAGGGCAAGGCCGCCACGCCAGCCAAGUCGCCCAACAACAACAACAACAAGAAUGCCAAGAACGCCACGCCGACCAAGGCUGCGGCCAAUGACAAGAAGAACGCCAAGGCCGCCGCGCCGGCCAAGGCUAAGGCCACGCAGCAGCAGCAGCCGGCCAAGUCGCCCAACAACAAGAACAAGAAGAACGCCAAGGCCGCCACCCCGACCAAUGACAAGAACGCCAAGGCCGCCACCCCGACCAAGGCGCCGCAGCCGCAGCAGCCGCAGAGCCAACCCGCCAAGGAGGCGCAGAACCCCACGACACCGACUAAGUCACCCAACGCGGAGAACAACAAGAAGAAGAACAACAGGAAGAAGGGCAAGGGCCAGCAGAGCGAGAAGGCCGCCGCCGACGCCGACGCCACCGUCACCACGCCGCAGAAGCCGGCCGUCGCGGCAGCGGCCGCCGCCGCUUCAGGUCUGGACCAGCUCCUGAUGGAGCACCUGGGCAAGAUGGCACCCGCCACGCCCACGACCGCCACCGCCGCCGAGCCCAAGGGCAAGAAGGCCGCCAAGGCGGGCGCGAACGAGCUUCUGCGGAAGAUGCUGGCCGAGGCCGAGCAGAGGGACAAGCAGCUGCUCGAGGGCGGCGCGCCCCAUAAGGCGGAGAAGGGCACCAAGCGCAAGGCCGGCCCGAAGAAGGAGGCGGCGGCCUCGCCCCACGGCAACAACAAGAAAGCGAAGAAGAACGAAGAAGACACGACAAGCAUGGAGGUCGAGGGAGAGGAGGAGGCGACGACGACAGCGUCGACAACGCCCAAGAAGGGGCUGUCCAAGCUGCAGCAGAAGAUGCAGGCCCGUCUGGCCGGCUCGCGCUUCCGCUGGAUCAACGAGCAGCUCUACACCACGACCGGCUCUGAGGCCCUGCGACUCGUCAAGAAGGACCCUGGCGUCUUCGAAGAGUAUCACAGGGGCUUUGCGCGCCAGGUGGAGCUGUGGCCCGAGAAUCCCGUCGACAUCUUCAUCGCGCAGCUCAAGGAGCUGCCCAAGACGCUCACGGUGGCGGACAUGGGCUGCGGCGACGCCAAGAUCGCGCAGAACGUGGAGCAGAAGGUGCACUCGUUCGACCUGGCGGCGCCCAAUAAGUGGGUCACGGCCUGCGACGUCUCGAAGGUGCCCCUGGGUCCCAAGAGCGUGGACGUGGUCAUCUUCUGCCUGGCCCUCAUGGGCACCAACCUCGUCGAUUUCAUCAACGAGGCCCACCGCAUUCUCAAACCCAAGGGAAGCCUCAAGAUCGCGGAAGUGAAGUCGCGCUUCGAAAACGUGGAGAAGUUCGUGAGCGCUCUCUACGUCCUCGGGUUCGACCUCGUGUCUCAGGACGACCACAACAAGAUGUUCAUUCUGUUCGAGUUCAAGAAGAGCGACCGCCCGACGGCCAAGAAGGCCAACCUGACCCUGAAGCCCUGCAUCUACAAGAAGAGAUAA
Acanthamoeba castellanii str. Neff is the source of this 2457-nucleotide messenger RNA. RefSeq names its product methyltransferase domain containing protein. NCBI's taxonomy places the organism in Eukaryota, Discosea, Longamoebia, Acanthamoebidae. The transcript has 7 exons. Bases 1 to 2457 code for a protein of 818 amino acids. Gene Ontology annotation, biological process: rRNA methylation; ribosomal large subunit biogenesis. Gene Ontology annotation, cellular component: nucleolus. Gene Ontology annotation, molecular function: rRNA (adenine) methyltransferase activity. The record is from RefSeq and is a predicted model, not a curated record.